This is a messenger RNA of Pieris napi, 5551 nucleotides long. RefSeq lists its product as uncharacterized. The transcript is spliced from 2 exons. The record is from RefSeq and is a predicted model, not a curated record. The coding region runs from base 1127 to 4927 and encodes 1266 amino acids. Gene Ontology annotation, cellular component: membrane. Gene Ontology annotation, molecular function: G protein-coupled receptor activity. Gene Ontology annotation, biological process: cell surface receptor signaling pathway; adenylate cyclase-activating G protein-coupled receptor signaling pathway. Lineage: Eukaryota; Metazoa; Arthropoda; Insecta; Lepidoptera; Pieridae.
UUUCCUACUGAAAAUAUUAUUUUAAAUAAAGAACUGAAAUGUGAAUAGUACUAUAAUUUUCUUUAUAUAAUGUUUCAUACCAUACCAAAGUUUAUAGACGUUACCGUAUGGUGUCGUCAUAUAAAUUAUUAAUUUAAUUACCUAAAUAGUAUUUAAGUCUCCGUUAACAAAUUAGGUUCCUUUUACAUUUCUUAACUAAAACACUACACUACUACAACAGCUGCAUAACAUUAAAUACAUUUUCACAUAUUUAAAAGGAAGAAAUGUGUGAUGUGCUAAUUAAUUUGAAUAAACAAUUUAAUUCUAGUCUAAUCACAUUCUAAAUUAGUCGUCGUUUAGUUGGAAUUUCUCCAUUGCUAGUAAAAAAAUAUAAGGCGAUAUUUUGUGCGCAUAUUCUCGCAUUUCGUUGCUUUAAUUAUCUUUGUUUUGAGCUUUAGCAUUAUCUCGUACAAUUUAUAUAGUUCUAUAAAAUUUUCUCUCAAUUAAUAAUAAAAUAGUUAUAAAUUAAAACUUAAUAUUAUUUAUACUUACUAUAGCUAAGCAGGACACCUAAAUAUAGUAAUUUUGUCGCCAUAUUUAAAGUGCACGGAAUAGAAAAUAUCAAGCACAAUAGCCACAAAAUUGUAUUACUUUAACCAUGCACUUCUGUUUAAAGAAAUACUGAAUAGCAAGCCGCAUAAAAUAUGUAUAUUUUAAUACUAUAAUUAAUGUUUAUAAACACUUUCUUUGUAAAGUAAUUCACCGCAUUCUUUGUACAUACAAUAGUAAUGAAGUGACGAAUGCGAUACCAAUUGCCUACGAAGGUCAAAAGUGAAUGUUUACAUCAAAAAAGUUUGAAUCACGAUUCCUUCCGCGCAAUUAAGUUGAUAUAAUUAUUGUUUAAUGUUAAAUAUGUAUUUAAAAAAACAAUGACAAGUUAUUCCUAUUCAUACAUAUGCUUUUUGGUAGUUGAACAUCUAUACGUAAAUUAAUUUUAUUUAUUUAUUUUCAUUCACCAUGUAUACUAAAAAAAAAUUGUGUUUGUGGAAAAGCUUAUGCGAUAAACCUCAGUUACAAAUCUCAGUUAUCCGUUAAGCACGGUGGUAGUAGCUCUUUGCUAGUCAAAUGUGGAUAUUUUCUCAUAAAUAUGAUCAUUUUAUAUUUACUUAUUCAUUUUCUGAUUUUCGUAAACCCAAGUCUACAGAUUUGUUUAGAAGAAACUUCAUAUAAAGGGUUAAGUGUCCGAUGGCCACAAAGUGAAGAGGGCAUAGACAUAAAGUCAGACCCCUUAUGUUACAACGAAGAUACAAUAAUAACAAGGAAUUGUGUUAACAAUACGUGGAUACCUUCUUUGGCUGAGCUAACUCCUUGUUUUGAAGCUCUCCAUAUUUUUGAUACACCACAGUCAUCCAUGUGUCCAGCUACAUACAUGAAGGUCUCCGAGAAUAACACAAACUAUUGUUAUAAAGUUGAGAAAGCAUCAUCGUGGAGUUUUCCAUGUCUUCAAGGUGGUGCUUCGGUGAUUACACAUCUCAGUGAUGACGAUGUGGAAUCUGUAUUAACAUCUUUAAAAAAAAUUAACGUUUCAAGAUAUUUUUGGUUGCCAGGGCGCAGAGCUACACUUUUCAGUCCUCUAAUUUGGAAUACACCCGGAAAAAUGUGGGGCCGCAACGUGGAAAGUAAUAAUUUUUUGCCGGUUCGUGACUGUAUAUUUAAAAACUGCCUUAUAUUAGAUAUUGAAGCACGAGAAAUCACAUCUGAAUUAUGUUGGAUAGAAUAUCCUAGUUUAUGUUUUUAUAGAAAUGUUAUACAUUAUCCAGCUAAUUGUCCUGAAUACUACACUGGAGUAAGAUUUACACCGCAGGAAAGUAUUUGUGCUGGAAUAAAAGUAUCGCAUGAAGAGUUGUCAUUUGAGGAAUUUUCAAAUAUGUCCCAUUCUCAAUGCACACCCAUGGGAGACAAUAUAGAAAAUGAUUUAAGCCGAUAUGUCUAUAAAGAAAUAGCUAAAAAUUAUGCUUUUCCAGAGAAUACGUGGUGUUGGUUCUCGACAUCAUUUUAUAACCAUGUUGGAGAUCAAAUAGGCAUAUUUAAGUCAGUGUUUUCUGAUUUUCGGGUCUCUAUAAAUAAUAAAGGUUCAAUAAAAUUAAACAGAAAACAGGAUUCAAUGAAACUGUCCUGUUUAGCUUGUCGGACUCAGAUUUUGUACGAACAGCCUGAAUUAUUCUUUGAAUACAAUGAACUCCAUAAUACUAUGUUCUUAACAAUUUAUUACCCUUCCGGUUUGUGGAAAUAUAGUGAAAAUGACACAGGCAUUCAAUGUUUCUCGGACGCGAAGGGCUUUGUAAAAGUAAUAGAUUUUAAUGAGCUUCCGUAUAUGCAAAUUAAGACAAGUAAAUAUCAAGAUAAGACAAAUUCCACUAUAGAAAAAGUCGUCUACAAAGUUGAUCUUAUAACAGAUCGAUCAGCACAGUAUUGGUGUGAGGGGCAUACAAAUAAUUUUACUUUAAUCGCAACUGAAAAAGUGAUUGCCAAUCCUCAAGGAAAUGAUAUUCAUGUAUUUUCUCUAGGAUUAGAAAUAUUUUUUACUGAUCAUGAAAUAAGAAUUGAACUAAACGAAAAAAUGAUACAAGUCUGUGAGAAUGUGACUUUAAUCUUUAAUGCAGAUAAAGUUCUUUUAAUGGAAAUGCUCACAUAUGCCUCAGAGAAAUUGCUAGUUUUGUUACAUAUGCAUAUGCCAAUUAUGAAUAUUUACAAUGAUAAGGGUGACAACAUAAAAAUGUUAUAUGAAAAUAUUAAACAAAUUGCAGAAACGGAACUAUUUAAAUAUAACUAUACAUUUGUAAAUAUCUCUAGUUCAAUGUAUUGCUUACCAACUACUUCGGACUCGGAAGGUAUGAUACUAGAAUGGGAACUGACUGCGAUUGGUCAUAUAGCAGCUCCAAAACAAUUCUGUUUACAAGCCAACGGUUUGCCUGUGAAGAGGCGUUGUCUGGGUUCAUAUAUUCUUGGUAGUAGAUGGGGUCAAGUUGAAGGUGUUUGUAAUAAAAACUACUCUCCUUCAAUAGCGACAACAUAUUUGUAUAAGUUCUAUAAAGGUCGAAUGCCCGCAAACGAUACAUUUGAAUUUCUAACAAAUGGUCUGGGAUAUAUAUUAAAUGAUGUUGACAUAUUUAUUCCAGCAGACAUAUAUUAUUUGUCCAUAUCGUUGCAGCAAAUUUUAAACAUAGCUCAAAGCAAUGAAAGCUCCGUAGAUAUGGGUACUAUUGAGAACAUUGCUUGGAUUAUGAAUAGAGUCAUGAUAUUAGACAAUCGAUACCUAAGAUUAGCACAAACAUUAAAUUCAACGAACGUUAUACUAGAUGCGGUAGAUGUAAUAAUUCAUAAGUUAGUUAAGGCUAGAAGGAACACAUCUACAUUACGAAGUCAUCAAAAUGUCGGGUAUGACUUGGCUAGACAACCAAACUUUUUAAUUCAAAUAUGUUAUCCUACCAUCAACAACAUUUCUGGUAUAGCUAUUAGGUAUAAAACAAACACGAGUAAUUUUUUCGAUGUGGACAUAAUACCAUUGUUUAAGAAUACUACUUAUGAUGAAGUGUUAUUGAUCUCUAAUUUAGAUAUAGCGACAUGGAUUCCGGGAAAUGUUCUCGACUCUUUAAUUAUUAGUCAAAAUUUAACAAGUAACGAAACGCUGCAAGUAGAGAAUAUCCGUAUAAUAAUAAGCAUUUUCCACAAUGGCGCAGUAUUUCAAGAAUUAGAUCCUAAUGAUUUAAUUUUAAACAGUCGAGUCAUAGGUGUUUCGAUUCCUGGAUUUUUACCAAAUUUACUUCAUCCAAUCCCCUUAAUAUUUCGUAACUUUAAUAAUUUAGCAUACAAAAAACAAUGUGGUUAUUGGGAUUUCAUGGUAAAAAACAGAGCUUCGGGAUUUUGGUCAAGUAAGGGAUGUUACUUGGUUAGUACAGUCAACAAUACGAGCAUUUGUAAUUGUUAUCAUUUAACUCAUUUUGGGCAGUUAAUAAACAUUCGGCAACGAAUAAUCGAUGACCACGCCGUUAAUACAAAACCGUUAAAUAUAAUAUCUCUCAUAGGGAGUUUCUUAUCACUCCUUGGAAUAACUGGUAUAUGGCUGACAGCCUUUGUUUUUCAGGCCUGGAGGAAGAAAGCUGGUUCCAAAGUUCUAUUAAAUCUAACAGGAGCUAUAGCAAUGCCAUUAAUUAUAAUGGUUGUUUUUAAUUUAGGUGAUACAAUAUUUUUAGGGGAAAAUGGCAAGUACUUCGCUUCAAAUAAAAUGAAAAUAAUCUGCAUAUUUUUAGGUGCAAUAUUGCAUUAUUCAGUUCUUGCUAGUUUUAUGUGGAUGCUCAUAACCGCUUCUUUACAGUUCAUCAGAUAUGUAAGAGUUUUAGGAGAUAAACGACCUUCUAGGUUUAUGAUUAAAUUUACAUUGAUUGGAUGGGGAAUUCCUCUAGUACCUGUAGCGGCCGUUUUAAUAUUUGAUCCACAUAAUUAUAUUCCGACUGCAUCACUAAGUAGAAAUGAAUAUGCUAUUUGCUAUCCUACUGGAUUUUAUUUAAUUGUUACAGUUAUUGUACCGAUCUGUAUUAUUUUGUUUAUAAAUAUCACCUUGUUUAUUUCAGUUUUAUAUGCUAUUUCACACGGUCCUGACGGAAAAAUGAGAACUACAGACAUUGACUUGAUCGGUGCCCAGAUAAGGUUGUCUAUAUUUCUGUUUUUCCUUUUGGGUUUGACAUGGAUUUUUGGUAUAUUUUCAUUUACAAAAAAUUUAGUCUGGUCCUAUUUCUUCUGUUUGACUUCAACUUUGCAAGGAUUCGUUUUGUUUGUUUACUUCGUUAUUUGUGACCCGAUUACACGUAAUUUAUGGGUAACUUUAAUGAAACCACAAUUCCGGUCUAAUUCUCCAAGAGAAAGUGUAACAAGUAUUACUAAUACCUAAAUGCAUCUUAAAAGAAAAGUACGGAUUAUUUAUGAAUUAUAAUUGUAUAAAAUAUAAUUCCAUUUGUUAAAGUUAGCCCCUAUUUAAUUUAGGUUAUUUUUUUAUUGUAUAUUGUCUUUCUUAUAAUAUCCUGUAAUAAAUACUUUUAUUUAUAAGGUAGAUGUAAGAUGUUCUAUUGUAUCUAUUAUAAUUAUAACAAACGUGGUAACAAAAGUAGUUACUAAUUUAGUAGAUGUUAAAGUCGAUGCAGAGAACUACAAUAAAAUUUGUUUUCGCAAAAUGUUGUUUGGAAUUCUUUAAAAACACUAAACAGUGAUCAAACUGACUAGCAUUCUCAUUUCUAAUAGGUAAUCAGAGAUGACGAAAGUGUUCAAAACGAAAGUGACGAACUAUAAAAUUCUUUACUUUAUCUUGCUAUUAUUUUCAUGGGGUUGGUAUUAUAUACAGUUUUUUAAUAUAUAUAGAUAGUCAUUUACAUAAUCCAUAUGGUUUUGUUAUCGCCUUUAUAUUUUUAUGUAUGUAUGUAUGUUAUAGUUUCUUUCAAUAAGGCUUGGAGAGCGAUUCCAGCAAACCAAGCGUCUUAUGCCUUAAGAGAUGGUGAUGAUGAAGACUAUGACGAUCGAC